Messenger RNA from Diversispora eburnea, 447 nucleotides. Lineage: Eukaryota; Fungi; Glomeromycota; Glomeromycetes; Diversisporales; Diversisporaceae. The record is from the annotation of a GenBank genome assembly.
AUGUCUCCUUAUACAAAAAGAAAAAUGGAAGAAAAUUCAGAAAUCUCUGAUAACAUUUCCGCUUCACAACAAAUAACUGAUAAUUCUGAAAAUGUCACGAAUCCUAAAAUCUGCCAAAUAUGUAAUAACGACGAUUGGAAAUAUAAAUGUCCCAGGUGUGAAUUUCUUACGUGUUCUUUAACAUGUUCGAAAUUACAUAAAGAAAAAUAUAAUUGUAAUGGGAUAAGAUCAAAAACCAGUUUUAUUCCGUUGAAUAAAUAUGGUUAUCAAGAAUUAAUGAAUGGUAAAGAUUUAUCACGAGUAAUUGAUGCAACUCAUCGAGCUCGCAUUGAUCAAACCAAUUCUCAACAAAAGAAAUUUAGUAAAAAUUUAGGAAAGAAAAAACUAUAUAAGACAAGACAAAGAGGACAAAAACGUUAUACGAAAGGAUCAAAUAUAAUUAAAUAA